AUGUUCACUUUCAUUUACUUCGGCUUCACAUUGUUCUUAUCUCUGCCUUUGCUUUCUUCCGCGGCUCCUCUACGCCACCGAAGGUCGAAAAUGCUCAAUCGCCGUACAACAUACACUCUCAGUGACACAUACGAAGGGGACAGUUUCUUCGACACUUGGGAUUUCUUCACAGAUACGGACCCUACGGAAGGAUACGUGGCCUACCAGUCGAGAGAAAAUGCCACCGCCAUGGGACUUGCCAAGGUGGAAAACGGCGUCGCGAUCAUCGCCGUUGAUUCUACCUCUACCUUGCCGUCUGGUACCAAUCGUGCCUCCGUACGUAUCAGUACACAGAAAACGUAUAACGGAGGUCUUUUCAUUUACGAUGUACCAUUUAUGCCCGUGGGGUGUGGGACAUGGCCCGCUAUCUGGUCGACUAGUACAGGGACCUGGCCUAAUGAUGGAGAAAUUGACAUGAUCGAAGGGGUUCAUGAAUCCACGGAAAACCAGAUUACGAUGCACACCAAUGCUGGUUGCACUCUUGCUACCGGCCAAGCUAUUACUGGUACUGUAUCUGGUACGACGUGUGAAAGCAGUGACUCUAACAACAAUGGUUGUGCGACCAUGGACACUACCCCAAGUGGUUGGGGCACGGCAUUCAACGCAGCAGGUGGAGGAGUUUUCGCUAAGCUUUGGGACGAUACAGGUGUCAAAAUUUGGCAUUUCUCUCGAGGCAACAUACCUGCAGAUAUCACGUCGAAGAACCCGGAUCCAUCUACAUGGGGUAACCCCGUCUCGUUCUUGCCCAGCGGCGAUUCGUGUAACGUUGCAGAGCAUUUCAAGGAUCACUCGUUGAUAAUCAAUAUUACGCUUUGCGGUCAAUGGGCAGGUGCUACCUUCAGCUGUGGAGGAACGUGCCAGAGUGCAGUGAUGGAUCCGUCUAACUUUGUCGAUGCCCAAUGGAAAGUUAAUUCAAUUUUGGUGUAUCAACCAUCUUGA
Molecule: messenger RNA, 978 nt
Organism: Lentinula edodes (shiitake mushroom)
Lineage: Eukaryota; Fungi; Basidiomycota; Agaricomycetes; Agaricales; Omphalotaceae
Product: putative glycoside hydrolase family 16 protein
Exons: 6
Coding region: 1-978 (325 amino acids)
Biological process (GO): glucan catabolic process
Molecular function (GO): hydrolase activity, hydrolyzing O-glycosyl compounds
Source: RefSeq, a predicted model, not a curated record